Fopius arisanus is the source of this 6143-nucleotide messenger RNA. RefSeq lists its product as uncharacterized. Lineage: Eukaryota; Metazoa; Arthropoda; Insecta; Hymenoptera; Braconidae. The record is from RefSeq and is a predicted model, not a curated record. Bases 462 to 3260 code for a protein of 932 amino acids. The transcript is spliced from 6 exons.
CGAGCUAUAAAAAACGUUUUAAACCGUCUUAAACGAAUAAUGAAGUUACGUCACCGUUCGUGGGGUGUUCCAGGGUGGGGAUUUAUCCCUGGGGUGGGGAUUUGUGCAGUGUGCGGUCGCGAGUUUAGUUGGACACGGGUUUGAGAGUCACAACGGACGGUGUACCGUGAAUUGUAUCUCAUAAAAAAAAAUUAAAUAACAAAAAAAAAAACUCCCUCAAGUGCGAAUGCCAUAAAAACCCGAGGACUCGAGGGGUGAAAUUCCCCGGAUUGUGACAAUCAUGAGGACAACUUUAUCAAUAACUAAAUUUGUACCCUAGAGUAGCAGAUUAAUACCUAACGGAAUAUUCAGACUAGCUCCGAGGACUAGACUGAUAACAACGAAUUACGUAAAAAUUAUUUCAAACGUGCGGGAGUUGAGGGGAAGGAGACCAUUGGGGUCUCGUUCUCCAGGAUCAGAUCAUGGGAAAGGGAUACAAACGAAAAACACGAUGGAGAACACUGAAUAUUGCCGCACCGCACGGCGAGGAGGACGACGAGGAUGGAAUAAGAGACGUAAAAUCUAGGGAGAAUGGUACCAGAAAUUCACAACACAGUGUACCAAGUCACAAGGGAAUUGAUAGAAAUGAUGGAAGAACUCAGAAUGGAGUUCGAGGUGAGUCCCCGGUGCCACAGCCACGAUCACAACCAAAAAUCAUUUUUGAUGAGAAUGAGUACACGAGGAUCACCACUCCCAGGCAGGAUGUACUCUUCAAAAAAGGAUAUCUCGCCAGGAAGAAGGUCUGGUCCAGUAAUAAUGCCAGCACCAGUGCUACACCCUCUACUACCGAGAGUCAAUCUGCAUCACAUUCAACUGCAGAUGGAAGUGAGACGACAGAAGAUCAACAGCUGCUGGACUGUCGUGACAGCGGUUUGGAGGAAUAUCCCCCGAUGACGGAGUCAUCAGCUCACAUGAGCUACGGUACAUUCUACAAUCCAUCAAUGGGUUACUACUACGACUAUCCAGUGAUGGUGGUGGGCCCACCGAUGCCAGGGCCCCCCAUGCACAAUCUCCUAGCAGCAAUGCCCUGCGAUGCUGUCCCCCUGCGACCAAUCGAGUGGGUCAAUCCAGCAUUCGUCCCAAAAGUCGAUCAGCCCUACUGUCUGAUCGAUUAUGAGACCCCUCAAGAGGGUCAAUUUCCAGAUCCUGAAGAGAAUGGAACUUAUGAUCCCUGCACAAAUGACUCUGAGGAGCCCUUAGAGAAUGGAAAUGGCAGUUGGGCAGAGAGUAUAGCUGGUGAGGACAACGUUGAGGAACAAAAUGAACACGAAGCUAAUGAACCUGAAGAACCUGCUACUACAUAUCCUUCUGAACCAUCUCUGGAGACUGUUCUUGCUCAACAACUUCAUGUUUCACAUCACGUCGUACCUCCACAGCCCUACAUGUAUCCAGGCCACUACAUGUUCGGUCCAACUCUCAUUAACGUCAAUGGUAUGACAAUUCAGAGUGGACCAAUGGUAAGGACUGCAAACAUGCCUGCGGAGGUAUUGAUGUAUGCCAAACGGAGAAAGAAAAAAAAACUGUAUCGAAGGAAGCCAAGGUGGCCAAUUGGUCAGGACAACGCGCACUAUGGACUAGAGGAGGAGGAGUACAGCUCUGAAGCAGACACAGUGAACAAUUCAGGAUUCACCCCAAGCACUCGUCCAUUGAAUCCCGACUGCAAAGAGUUCCAUCUGCGCCCAUCAACGAUAAUCGAGUCCCCAUCGACACCAACUUCGCAGGAUCCUGAUCCGUCCGACCCCCAGAUCUCAGCCCUAUCGAUGGAUUCAGUGCCCCAAGAUCCCCAGCCCCUGGAGUACGCAACAGAGGCAAUUGCCAACGAUUUGUGUCAAGACCUUCCCCUGGACGAGUCUGAUGAAACUGAAAUUGGAGUUGACGUCACGUGUCCGGAAUUCUCUGACAUCGUGGAGAAAUUGGAGACUUCGAAGGAGCUGAAUGGCCUGGGGAUUCCUCUCGAGGAUUCCCUGGAGUCGAUUGUGCCAAAUGGAGGAGACGAUGAAAUCGAGAGAAACGGAUUGAAUGACCUCUCACCCUCUCCAGAGCCCAGGGACUCAACAGUCCAGAAAAUCCUACCAUCAAAAUCAAAUUCCAAUCCUCGAAAGAAGUACAAAUCCCCAAAAAUUGUUCGUGAAGCGACACCAGGGCCAGAGCUCGAGGAGUCACUCCAGAAACCUGAGAGUGUCAAUGUCGAAGUCAUAAUGGGAGUUGAAUUACUGGAGGCUAAAUCCACACCAUCCACAACAAACAGCUACAAAAAAGCCCAGGAACCUGUGGACUCCCAGGAGGACUCGGGCUUCGAGAGCCAGACAUUUUUCACAAAUCAUGGAAUCACUGAAGCUGUCACUCAGUGGUUGAGACGCACUAAUUCCCCAGAUUUAUUCACUGGUCUCAGCACCAAUGACAGCGAUGACGACGAGCUGGAGGACACUGAGCCGUCAAAAAACUUGCAAGGCAACCCCAUGCCUGCACUAUCUGCUAAUGACGUAGUAACGAAUGAUGAUGAUGAUAAUUCGUCGCGUCAAGCUGGUGAAUUUGCAACGAGAAGGCGAAAACGUAAUUCUAACAAACGAAAGAAGAAAGUGGCGAAGUUAUUAAAGGGAUUACCGAAGGAUCGUUGCGAAUUCCCUGAUAAGGAUAGCGUUGUGGGUAUGAGGGUUGCCAAAAGCACUCGGAAUGAUUCAGAAAGAGGAAUAAAUAGUGAGGAUAAUGAUAAGUCAAUUGAAUCUAGUCGAGGGAGUGAUAUCAAGACGUUUGAGCAGGGAGAAAUAGUGGUGAGGGAUGGGAGGAUGCUGGAGGAGUCUCAGGAGUACUCUGGGGAUCUAUCAGAGAGCAUCGAGGAGCCUGAUGUACUUGAAUACUGGGACUCUGAGGCUGUGGAGCCUCUCGAGACUGCAAAAAUUCUGGGGACACGAAGCAACUCUGGAGGGACGGAUCCUGGGCUUGAAAUUGUCAGGAAGUACUACAGAUUGGCACGAAACAGUGUAUCAUCCAGUUUGGGGGACAGGACGGCAGGUCAGGAUGAUGGAGGAAUGGAGAGAUCUGUCAGGAGUAAAUCACAGGGGAGUCGUCAGGAUCAGCUGAUCGACGAGGGCAUUGAGGUCUAUGAGAGCUGCUAUGGGGGAAAACCUCCUGUCUACUUCGAUCCUCAUCUCCGCAGCUCCAUCCUCUUCCGGGAGGAAGGGGCUAUACCUUGCAGAGUUACCUGCUGCAAUGUUCAGUGAAUUUAGUCAUCGCCGUCCCGACGUACUUUCAUCGAAUUCAAUCUGUUUGACAAGUGAAAUAUCAGACGAGUCAAUUGUUCAUUACCUAAUUAUCCAUUUAUCUCGUUAAUCAUUAAUUUUAGCUAAAAACACCAGAUGGUGAUUUUUUCUGGAAAUUUCAUAAGCUAGAAAUAAUGUAUCUGGCAUUUUUACCUCAAAUCCAUUGUUUUCAAGAUAAUGGUGCUAAUAGUACAGUUUACUCGUCUCUCUGUAUCACUUGGUUACGGAUUUAUUUUCGGACUAUCAAGUCAUUUCCACUGUUCAUUUCAUCAAAAAAUACCAGAAAUAACUGGGUAAUGAUGAAAUAUAAUGGCGAGUUUUCGCAUUGUUGCGUUUGUUCUUGUAAAUAGCUCUUAAGUUUCUUGUUUUUGAAUGCGUAACAUUUUUACGUGCGCAGAAUGAUGAAAAAUUAUUAUACAAUUUACAAGUAGAUGUCAAAGGGGACAGAUGGUCACCGGUAUUUCGACUAAUUGUGAAUUGAGUUUAUUUAAAGAUUUAUUUUCUCUCGGUUGUUUUUUUUUCAGUCAUCCAUUUAUCUCAUGGUUAUGGUUGUUAAUGACAAAUUGUUCUUAUUAUUAUUUUUAAGUGAUGCCCUUGCGAGAGGUGAAUGAAUAAAAUGAAGGGGCUAUUUUGACGCCUCGAUUUUUCAACUGAAAUUUCAUCAUCUCAGAUACUGAGCACGAGCGUUCAUUUAUCGAUGUUAAUUAUACUUUAAUUAUACAUCAUCCAUCACGAUAUCUAUCAUAUUGUCAUAAGUUUCAUAAAACAUUUGGAUCGUGUUUUACUGUAAUUGUUUAAGAUCGGAUGCUAAUCGCAUCUAUUGCUAUCCAAAGGAUAUUUUUAACGAGCCUUGGUUCGUCACUUUUUAGCAUGAGAGAUGCGAUGGAGAUUUAAAAUAAAAGAAAAUAUUUCAACAGCGAGAAUGUAAAAUUGAAACGUACACUCGAUUUUUCGUGGAAUAUCUCGGAAUUUAAGGGAGAUAGGGAAAUUUUUUAUUGAAGCUUUUUUGUAGAGGGGAAUUAGCACUUGAGAAAUGAUCUCUACUAAAAUUUUGCUAACGCUCUUAGAUUCCGAGGUAUCCUCGAAAAUUUCUCGUUGCUGAUUUAAAGAAUGGCCUUUGCUCAGGAAACGAUUCCCUGAAAUGCUCUUCUGCUCACAAUAAAAAUAAAUAAAAACGCAGCUUAUGGAUUUAUGACCUGGGCUAUGAUAAUUCUGAAUAAAUUAUUUGGUGAAAAGUUGAAACGAAUUUAUUUCAAUCAUUUCAAUAGAAAACUAGGCGUUCACCACUGAUUCAGAAAGACUAAAUUGUAAGAAACGAAAAUGUCAAACUGACAAAUACAUUCGAGUUUUUGAGGAAUAUCCCCGAAUCUAAGAGAGACAGCAAAAUUGUUGAUAGAAUCUUUUUUAUAGAGCGAAAUGGCCACUAUAAAAAAGAUUCUUACGAAAAUUUUGGUAUCUCUCUUGGAUGCGGAGAAAUCCCCGAAAAUUCUUCGUUACGGAUUUGGAGAAUGGCUUUGGCUGAAGAAACGAUUCCCUGAAAUGUUCUUCUCACAAUAAAAAUUAAUAAAACCCCAGCUAAUGAAUUUAUACCCUGGGCUAUAAAAAUUCUGAAUAAAUAAUUGCGUGAAAAUUUCAAAAGGAUUUAUUUGGAUGAUUUGAAUAGAAAACUAGGCGUUCACCACUGAUUGAGAAAGACUAAAUUGUGAGAACAAUUAUUGCAAGCUGUUUAGUUUCGAGUAGCUUUUAACAUGACGUAAGUAGGCAAAAAAGCUUGGUAAUAAUUGAAACCAUGUUGAUGGAGAAAAUAUAAUAAUCAUGAAUUAGGGGUGAGCAAAAUUAAAAAGUCGUCGAGUAGAUAUUACACAUUUAUCACAAAAAGAAAAAAAAAACCACUUGCAUUCAUAUACUCGUACUGUAAUCAGCAUUGUUCAGUUGUUAGCUUUUGAAGAGAUAACCAAACACCUCAGGUUGAUGCGAUUGUUGUUGACAUUUACCAAAUUACCAUAAUCCCAUAUCGAGAUUAAUGAGAUGAAUAAUUACGACAUACCUCAUACAUAACUAAAAAUUGUGUAAAUAUACCUGCGAAUUGUUCGAGAUGAUAAAAAAAAUGGAAAUGAUACGUCAUAAAUUCAUGAGUUAAGUUUCAGAAGACUAUUGUUUUUAAUUUAAUUGUUGUUUUUUUGCUCUGGAUGACGAAUAACAAGGAAAUGUAUUGAAUUGUGCCAUGCGAAUCGUUCCAGUACCCAAACAUCAACUGCAACUGAAUUAUCGACCAGAAUUAAACAAUUAACAAAACUCACAAAAUGUAAAAUAAAUAAUCGCUAGUAUAACGUGCGCGUUGCAUCAAUUGUGUGCCUUAUUCUGUGGCGAUCACUUCUCUUGAAAGAAUUUGCAAAAUAAUUGUGAAAUAAAAUUGGAAAUAUUUGGAACGAAUGGUGAAGUUGUCCGAUUAAUCAAGUGGAUCAACUAAAUGCUGGGAAUAAAUUCGCUAAAUCACUCGUCAAUUUAUUUCAUUUGUGCUCAUUAAAAUCACCAGCCAUUGUUUAUAUACCUGAUAAUUAUCUUUGUUAAGAAUGUAAUUACACACGAGCUUCGAUGGAGUUGAUGAAGAUCACACCCAACAGCUAAAUCAAUAAAAACCAAUGUGAGCAACUGAAAAACUAACGAUUUAAUUAAUAAAAUUUGUCCGAAUCACGUUCAAUUGUACAAUUCAAGUAACUCUAGUUGUACUGGGUACAAAAUACGCAUAAGUUGAAAUUAUACUUGAGAAAAGAUAAAUGAAAACUACUUCGUCGUGUUAUUGCUUUAAACUUAAGGAAAUAAUAAACAUAGGUUCGUUUUAAA